UAAUAGGCACACAACAAAACAAAUAUGUGCUCAGUUGAGUUUCAGCUUUGGAACAGGAUGAUCGUGUCUUUUUUGCUCUGCCUCACAGCUUUCACAUUGAUAUUGGCUUUGUAUGUGAGAAAACAUACAGAAUGGAAGAACCCGCCACCUGGACCAAGAAUACAUCCCGUUAUAGGAGCUCUGCCAACAAUGGUCAGUUUAGACCCAGUACCCCAUCUAGGAUUUCAUUCUUUAAGUAAAAUGUUUGGUCCUGUUGUCCGAGUACUCCUAGGUCUACAAAAUAUGGUUAUACUGGGAAGGUAUGAAGAAAUUAAAGAGGCAACUUUUCAUGAAGACCUUGAUAGCAGGGCUUAUUUUUCCACUGGAUCAUUGAUCAGAUUUGGCUUUAAUCCCACAUCAUCUAUUUCUUUCUUUGGAACUCCAUUGCAAGACAGUGGAAUUGAUCAAGUAACCCAGUGGAAAGAGCUAAGAAGAUUUACUUUGAAAACCCUUCGAGAUAUGGGAUUUGGCAAGUCAGCUUCAGCUGAAUCAAUGGUUUAUGAGACAACAAUUCUUAUGGACUUUAUCAAAAAGAGAAGAAAUGAAGAAACAGGAAUUGUAAAAAAUAUUGGACAAAUAUUUAGCUGUGCAUCUUUGAAUGUAAUCUGGAACCUAAUAGCAGCAGGAAGAUUUAAUUAUGAUGAUGAAAACAUGUUCAAACUUAUAGAACAUACAAAUGCAUUCAUGAGGUUGGGUCGAGAUGUUAUUGGAAAACCUUUUGGAAGUAUCCCAUUUCUUAGAUUCUUUCCUCCCUACAAAGCAAAAUUUGAUAGUUUGUUGGAAGGAAUAACACACUUCAAGGAAAGUUUACAAGAAACUGUAACAGAACGUAAGAUGAAAAUGGUUGCAGAGGAUCCUAGUUGCUACAUUGAUGCAUUUUUGGACAAAGUUCUGAAAGAUGAGACUGGAAUCUAUACAGAGGACCAACUGGUUCACAUAUGUAUGGAUAUGUUUCUGGCUGGAGCAGAAACUACCAGUAAAACACAGGAGUUCAUUAUUGCAAUGAUGCUGAACUAUCCUGAAGUUCAACAAAAAGUUCAAGAUGAGAUGGAUUCUGUAAUGAAAGACAAGCCUGCUAUAUCUUGGGAAGACAAGGAGAAGCUCCCUUACGCAGAAGCUACAAUGGCAGAGAUCUGGCGUGUUUGCAACAUUGCCCCUUUUGGUCCACCCAGAACAGCUAAAAAAGAGGUUCAGUUUAAGGACUACAAGCUGCCACCAAAUGCUUCAGUAUUCUACAACACAUAUACUCUACAUAUGGAUGAAGAUCAUUGGGGGGAUCCUCUACAGUUCAGGCCAGAGCGAUUUGUGGAAGGGGGCAAGUUUAAGGCAGAUGAGAUGCUUUUUCCAUUUGGUAUUGGGCGCAGAAGAUGCUUAGGAGAGACUAUGGCAAGAAUGGAAAACUUUAUUUUCUUUGCUAACCUCAUGCUCAACUUCAAAUUCUCCAUGGUAGGGAAUGCUCCCCCGAGCCUAGAACCACAAUCUGGGUUCACAAAUGGACCUUUUCCAUUUGAAGUUAAGGUAGAAAUUAGAAGCAGAUAGUACAGAGCUCAGAAAAAUGUUUGAUAAAAAAUUUAGAAAAAUAGAUUUAUGUUUAUAAUCUCGUGAAACAUGCUCAAAAUAUCUUUGUAUAGCACGUUAUUCGUA
Eurytemora carolleeae is the source of this 1683-nucleotide messenger RNA. RefSeq names its product methyl farnesoate epoxidase. Gene Ontology annotation, biological process: xenobiotic metabolic process. Lineage: Eukaryota; Metazoa; Arthropoda; Copepoda; Calanoida; Temoridae. Gene Ontology annotation, molecular function: iron ion binding; oxidoreductase activity, acting on paired donors, with incorporation or reduction of molecular oxygen, reduced flavin or flavoprotein as one donor, and incorporation of one atom of oxygen; heme binding. The record is from RefSeq and is a predicted model, not a curated record. Bases 25 to 1578 code for a protein of 517 amino acids. The transcript is spliced from 19 exons. Gene Ontology annotation, cellular component: intracellular membrane-bounded organelle; cytoplasm.